AUGGAUAUCGAGAACAUGACGCGCCGCGAGGUCCUGGACGCUAAACUCGGCGAUGAGGCGCGCCAGAUCCAGCCCCGCCGCUUCGAGAUCGUGCUGAGGUGCGUCGCGCGUCGCCCGUCCAGCGACGAUGUCGCGAGAUUCUCACACCCAACCCAACCGAGGAGGGACGCAAUUUCCGCUCCUUUCCCCCCGCCGCGCCGCGCGCUCUCGCUCACGCGUCCGCCCCUCGCGACCCCUCGCAGGAAACCGCUCGCGCCCGUAAACGGAUGGAGCAACGUCCUCGCGCCGAAGAGCGCGUUCAAGACCCCAGGGGUCACCCCCGGAGGCGGCCUCACCCGCCGUGUCAGCUUCAAGCCCGACCCGGCGGUCGCCGACGAUGCGGCGUGGCGAUCCCUCGAGACCCCGGCGCAGCGACCGCCCGCGUCGCGCCGGCGAGUCACGCACCGAAGGGCGGGCAUGCGCGCGCGCAAGGGAACCGGACGCGCCGUCGCCGCGCGAACCUUCUCGCUCGUCCUCCGCGCCCCGCACGAGCGCGUCAACACAGCUGUACGCAGCGGCGACGACGACGCAAACACUGAACCUGGCGACGCGUCGCGAGCGAACGGCGCGAGGUCGCAGUCCGCGUCCGCGGACACCGGCAGUCACGGCGGCAGCGGCGGCAGCGUCAACGCCGGCGACGCCUUCGACGAGGCGCGCGACCUGGGGCGCUACUUCUCAUCCGCCAAGCCCGGGAUCGACGUCGCGCCCGCGGUUGAUACCCCCGCGUCGGAGGAUGGGUUCCACACUCGCGUCCCAGCCGCGGGCCGACCCAGCCUCGUUCCCUACGCGCUCACGCCCACGGAUACAGAGGAGGGCACGUUCGCGCACGCCGCCGGCGGGUCCCGCGGCGGGGCCCCGGCGGCGCUCGCCGAUGCGUCCGACGCGGCGGCGAUGGGCGGAAACCCGGCAAUGUUUGACGACGAUUUCAACGACGGGUUUGGAUUUGAAGGCGGCUACGACGGCGACGACGCCGACGCGUUUUUCGGGGCGACGCCCGCGGCCAUUGAGGCUAAGAUGCUCGUCGACGGAGGCAACGAUCCGAUGACGGACCGCGGCGAGGGCAAGAAACCUCGCACUCCUUUGCGCAGGCUCGCCGGCGUCAAGAGGCCCGCGGGGACUCCGCACAAGCGCGAGCGCAAGAGGUUUGAGCGUCGCAAGUCGUUGACCUCCGCGGGUUUGAGGGACGACUUGAUGGAGACGGAGGAUGGCCGGCCGCUCCGGCGGUCGACGCGCGAGCGCACCAAGCCGCUGGAGUACUGGCGCGGCGAGACGAAGAAGUACUCGCGCGUGCAUCAGUCCUUGCCCACCGUCGAGGUUGUCCGAACCCGAACCCCCAACCCCGCGUGGCCGCUGUUGCCCACCCCGUACCACGCGCACGGCGCGGGGGGCGAGAUUGUCAUCACCGACCACGUCAGGGACUGGUCGCAGAAGGACUCGAGGCGGAAGAAGGCGACGCGGCCGACGGAGGAGGAGAGCAGGCGCGCGGGCGAGGAGGCGAGGAAGCGGGCGCUGGCGCUGGCGGAUGUGGCGCACCUCUCCGACUCGGAGCUCGACGACGACGAGCUUCCCGACGAGGUUGGCGGGGUCGAGUUAAACGGGGAGGACCGAGGAGUUUCCCCAUCCGAGGGUAUCGAGAUUGUCGAGGAAGAGGAGGAGACACCGGCGAUGGCGAUUGAACCCGAGGCGGCGCCCGAGCCCGAGACCGCGGACGCGACCGUCGACGAGGAGGCGGCGGCGGAGGAGAAUGUGACCCCCGAGAAGGAGGAGGAUGAGGCUCCCGAGCCCGUCGUCGUCGAGGUGCCCGUCGUCGUCGAGGAGCCCGAGGAGGCCGUGCCGGCGGUCGACGAGUCCACGGCGGUCGAGGUCCCCGAGGAGGUCAUGCCGGCGCCCGAGCCGUUCGCCGUUGACGACGCCGCGACCGAGGAGGUUCCCGCGAUUCCCGCGCCCGACGUCGACGUCACCGCCAUGGAAGAGGAGGAGGAGGUAAACCUGGAUGAGGCGGCGGCGACGACUUUGGAACCGACGAUCGAGCCGGUGGCCGAGGAGACGGCGGCGGCGGAUGGGACGAUGGCGGACGAGCCCGUGGCCGAGGAGAACGACGCGGACGUCUUCACGAGGCCCGAGUCGCCCCCGCGACGCGUCACGCGGCGGUCGGCGAGGAACUUGCUCGACGAAACAGCAGACGCGCUCGAGGAUGCCACCAUCGACGAGAAGGAGGACGGGGCGGCGGAGCCGGAGCAAGCGGAGCCGGAGCAAGAGCCGGAGCCGGAGCCGUCGCCGCCCCGCAGGGUCACCCGCCGCUCGAGGUCCGCGUCGCUCGCGUCGACCGCCGACGCCGACAAGACGAUGGAGGCUGACGAGGAGGAGGAAGAGGAGGAGGUUGACCUGGAGGCCAAGACGGUUUCGCCCCCGCGUCGAUCGACACGGCGGAGCGCGCGCAACGCAAACGUCGACGCAGCGGACACGGAGGCGAAGACGGUGUCGCCAAAGUCCACCGGAAGGCGGGUCACCAGGCGGUCGUCGCGCGCGGCGUCCGUCGCGGGGGACCUGGACGAGACGGUGCGCGUCGACGAGGACUGA
This is a messenger RNA of Micromonas commoda, 2619 nucleotides long. RefSeq lists its product with no specific name. Bases 1 to 2619 code for a protein of 872 amino acids. The transcript has a single exon. The record is from RefSeq and is a predicted model, not a curated record. NCBI's taxonomy places the organism in Eukaryota, Viridiplantae, Chlorophyta, Mamiellophyceae, Mamiellales, Mamiellaceae.